UAAAGCUCUUGUUGCGAUCUACCGAUCACUGGCUUUCCGAAUCUCUUUCCGUUUGUGUGUGAGCACAUAACACAAUACGCAAUAAUUCUUUUCUCAUUGUUAGAUAUCUGAAUAAGUGAUCCACAUAAUGAGGGCUAUAUUAGUAUUCAUCGGUUUGCUGUGUGCAUUAAUAUUACCACUUUCUGAAGGUAAUACCAGGCAUAUCAAUUUGAAAAGCGAUCGAGAGUUUCGUCAAAGCACGAAUUCUACAUCUGUUCCUUUGGAUCCACCUGAGUACGGAUACAAUAAUUCGUCGGUACACAGAAUCGUUGGUGGCAGAUACGCAAAGCUAGGUGAAUUUCCUUGGGCGGUCCUAAUUGGACGAAUAGUGGGAAAUUCUAUAUACGGGACAUGCGGUGGUUCUCUUAUUGGCAAUCGAUUUGUGCUGACCGCUGCUCAUUGCAAAGGAUCAAAUAUGGCAGUGCUCGUUGCCGACUUGGAUAUUAACGAUAAUAACGAUGGAGCGACUCCGUAUCUGUCUAAGGUCCAAUGGAUACGUAUACAUCCCAAUUACAUCGCGGAGCGUUAUGAGAAUGAUAUAGCGGUUAUAAAAACGGUUGACUACAUAACUUAUACGCAAUAUCGUUCUGCUAUUCGUCUUCCGGACGCUACUAUGAAAAAUCAAAAUUUAGAUGGAAGGAGGGUUUUCGUCUGUGGAUGGGGGGAUACUGAAUACCAGGGACAACCAAGCAGUAUACUCAAAGUGGUAAACGUUAAUGUAAUUAAUCUGGCAACAUGCGCAAAUGCUUACAAGAAUUAUCCAGCGACUAUUGACAAUCGCGUUUUUUGCGCAGGAGUUAUGGAAGGUGGAAAAGAUUCAUGUCAAGGUGACAGUGGUGGACCAUUGAUGAUUCAGGAGUCAGGAAAAAAGCCAUACAUUAUUGGGGUGGUAUCAAACGGCUAUAGGUGCGCUGAGCCAGGUUUCCCAGGCAUAUAUACGAAAGUUGCGUCUUUCUUAGAUUUUAUCUACAACACAAUGGCACAGUAAAUACUGGAACUUCCAAAAUAAAUCUCCAAGGUGUUGGCAACCAGCAGGACCUAGGCGAAAACUUAUCUAUAAAGUUUAUCACAAAAGUAUAUCUAUAAAGAAAAUUAUCAUGAGAAGAAAUGAAUUAAUAUUUAAUUUCUUAUAAUAUUAUUAAUAAACCUCAAGGGAAUCCUAAAAUUGUACUUUCUUGUUAAUAUUAUCAAUUAUUCUAUUAAUAAAGCAUAUUAA
Messenger RNA from Cyphomyrmex costatus, 1255 nucleotides. Its product is annotated as venom protease-like. NCBI's taxonomy places the organism in Eukaryota, Metazoa, Arthropoda, Insecta, Hymenoptera, Formicidae. Bases 128 to 1027 code for a protein of 299 amino acids. The transcript has 8 exons. The record is from RefSeq and is a predicted model, not a curated record. Gene Ontology annotation, molecular function: serine-type endopeptidase activity. Gene Ontology annotation, biological process: proteolysis.